AUGGUGAUCUGCGCACAUUGCUGGGAUAGGCAAGCUGUGCAUCGUAAGAAGCCUCGGCCUGGUGACUUGCCACACGAGAAGACGAAUCACAACGUGGCCAAGACGAUCAAGGACGUGCUCACGCCAGACCUGACCGAUGCUGCUCGUGAAAAGCUCCACAACGACGAUUUCGACACUACGUGGUUUGGCAUCAUCCGGGAUGGUUCAGAGCUCCCUUUGAUAGCGGACUAUGGGCGUUAUUCAAGCCUUAUAGCAAGGAUCAAGGAACUACGGACAGAUCCCGACGCAAUCACCUCUCCGACGACCUCUACUGCGGACGCAUUGUAUCCGAGUCUCGUGUCCUUUGUAGGGCAGACAGGAGCUGGCAAGAGUACCCUGAUCAAGCUACUUAUUGACCUGAACAUCGAACCAGAUGAUCCCAAAUUCACCACACCAGUCGUGGGUGCUCACGGCCGCGAUGUCCCGACUUCAGAAGAUGUCCACUUGUACCUGGAUCCGGACUCCUGCAUGUCAAGAUCACAAACGCCAUUGCUUUUCGCGGACUGCGAAGGCCUUGACGGCGGCGCUAGGGAUCCCGUGGGAGCCAAGGCCCGUCGGCAGAUGCGAGAUCAAGCCAAAGGAGAUGCAUCCGCCGCUGGAGCUCGCAGGAGACGGCGAAUGAAACCAAUGUCUGAACGGCAGCUACUCUGGGCCGAUUCUGACUCCAAGAAGACCCGAGAGUACGCCGUUGCCAAUUUGUAUCCUCGUUUGCUCUACACCUUCUCGGAUGUCAUCGUUUUCGUUCUCAAGAAUCCCAGAACUAUCGAGGGUGUUGUGGAGCGCCUAGUAGAUUGGGCUCAGAAAGCCCUCGAGGAAUCUUCGAACCAGCCUGUCCUUCCACAUGUCAUCAUCGCGCUGAACGCAGCAGAGAACGAUAUUCCGGAAGAGCAGUGGGACGUCGACCGGGCCACUAUCUCGCUCAUGGCCAGUGUAGCAGGAGCCGUGGAGAACAAUCAGACUUUGAAGCGGCAUGCCAAAUUCUGGAAGGACAGAGAUCGCCAAGUGGGCUCCGUGGAACAGCUGGUUCUGUCCUACUACAGCUCUGUCAGGGUUGUUCGCAUCCCCACUGAUGGUAUACCCAACCUCAUUCAAGGACAGGUCAAGAAGCUCUCGGCUGAGAUCAGCAAGUCGUGUCAAGCUGCACGAGAGAAGAAAGCCGAGCUUCGCAUGCUUCUCAACGCAGACGAGCUGGAACCUUACCUUCAAGUGGCUUUCGACCACUUUGCGAAGAACCUGGACGAGCCUUUCGACUUUGUGCAAGCAGCAUUCACGAAUAGCCCUAUUCCUAAUGACUUUGGCGGGAACAUACUCAAGCUUGCGAUUCAAGUCAUGAACAGCUGGGCCGAGCUGCAGCGGGGUCCGUUCAUCUUCGAAGAACUCAGCUUUGUCAUUGCCUCUUGCAUAAUGCUCAACUUGGCUCGUAACCGGUAUCUUGGAAGGCCGGAUGAAACUUAUCCUGAAUACUCGGACCAUGUCGACAAUGCGCUAGAGAACUUCUGUGAUCGCCACUGGAGAUGUGAGUUCAGCAGUGCGAAAGGAGAGCGAUGUGUCAACGUUCGCAGUGGUCACGGAGCCAAAGGACACCAAUUGAAGUCUGGCAAGCUGCUUGCAGCCGGCGACUACGAAUCGAAGUUCAACUUUCAUGACUACAGGGAGAAAUUCCAGAGAGACGUAUACGACAAACUGGUCGCUCUUCAUGCCAAAGUCCUGGAACGGAAGCAAGAGGAGAGGUCUGAAGAUAAAGCGGCUGCUGAGAUCCACAAGGAGCUGAUUCUUCUCCCGUUCUUCGAACACGCCUUUCGAGGCGAUCAGGAAGCCAAUAUCAGUCACUCGGUGUGCUACGUCUGCCUGUUCGAGUCACCGGAGCACGCGCUACCAUGUGGUCACAUCAUCUGCGGGCCAUGCCUGAGGACCUAUGGCAAAGUUUACCUCAAUCGAUACGUGGAAAUAUCGGAGUGUCCCAUGGAGCCAAGACAUAACCGGUGGAGGAGUCCGUGGCAAGUAUACCUGAAGCCUGCAAGUGCGGGCGUGAGAGUCUUGACAUUAGACGGUGGCGGCGUGCGAGGUGUGGUGGAGCUCGAGAUUCUCAAACACAUUGAAAGGGAGCUAGGCGGACGCAUCAAUGUACAAAGCUUCUUUGAUCUUGUAGUCGGUACGAGCACUGGUGGCAUCAUUGCCCUGGGCUUGACAGCUCGCAACAUGACAGUUGCGCAAUGCGCCCAUUCGUUUGAAAGUCUAUGCAAACAGGCCUUCACAGCUCGCAAAGGCAUUAACGUGCCAGGAAUAUCGAAGCUUGUCGAACACUACAAUCAGUCCAAGUAUGAGACUCAUCCUUUUGAGGAGGCUUUGAAAUUAGCUUUCAAUGACAAGCAAUACUUGUUUGGAGGACAGCGCGAAGAGAGCGACCGAAUCGACAUCAAUGUUGCUGUGACGACGACAUCAGCGGCAGGUAGUAGUGUGGUGCUGUCAAACUACAAUCGCUUGUGUUUGGAAAAACUACCAUACCAAUUUCAGCGUCCUGAGAAGCCGUCGUCGGAGCUCCGGACAUGGGAAGCUGCACGCGCGACUUCAGCAGCACCGACCUAUUUCAAACCCUUCUGCCACGAGCCAUCAAAACGCACAUAUGCCGACGGAGGUCUAUAUCACAACAACCCGGUCGAAGUGGCGGACCAGGAACGGAAGCUACUGUGGCCAGCGCUGAAAGACGCCGAACCAGACAUUAUCGUCUCUCUUGGCACAGCGUAUUCUCCGAAGUACAAAGAUGGAGACUCCACGAAAUGGCGACCUCUGCGCCCAGGUUUCCUAGCACAGGGGAGAUAUUUGUCCAAACUGGCCCAUGACCACGUCAAAAUGUCGCUUGACUCCGAGCGAACGUGGGAGAAUUACCUAAGGAUCAAGCAGCCGACAGCCGAAAACAGGAAGCGAUAUAUCAGGAUCAACCCGAAGCUGCCUGAUAAUUUACCAAAACUGGACGAAGUGGACAAAAUGGAAAUCUUGAAGGAAGCGACCAGACUGCACCUGGACUCAAAUCCGAUGAUCAAGACCCUGGCCCAGCGUCUGGUGGCCACAUGCUUCUACUUCGACAGUGGGCCAGCUCAUGAAGUCCCGAACGCGGACACAUUCGAGGUGUCGGGUCAGUCGCAUCGAAACCAUCGAAAUUGCGGUCCAUAUAAUCACUAA
Molecule: messenger RNA, 3219 nt
Organism: Zymoseptoria tritici IPO323
Lineage: Eukaryota; Fungi; Ascomycota; Dothideomycetes; Mycosphaerellales; Mycosphaerellaceae
Exons: 6
Coding region: 1-3219 (1072 amino acids)
Biological process (GO): arachidonate metabolic process
Cellular component (GO): membrane
Source: RefSeq, a predicted model, not a curated record